AUGGACAUCAUGGUGACACACUACUUCAAGUAUAAAGGUAGGCCAUACUUCAAACUGCACUUCAUACAGUCCGGUGCCAGGUCUGUUGAAUUGCCAGUCAUGGCUCAACCUUCGGUCUUCAGUGAAGACCAGAUCUCAGCAUUCCUCAACUACAUUGGUCUACCACCGUCUCUUCAGCAGCAACGGUACACCGGUGAUGCAUCCAAAGAUAUCCACUUCCUUACACAAUUGCACAUACACGCGAUCUCAACAGUCCCUUACGAAAACCUCUGGCUUCAUUACAACCCCACUCACACCAACAACAUCAACCCCAACGACACAUACACCAGCAUCGUCACCAACAACCGAGGCCGAGGCGGCUACUGUUUCCAAGUCUCCAUCUUCCUUAACCAUAUCCUGCGAGGCCUCGGCUUCCCAGCCUACCUCUCUCCAGUACGAAUCCGAUAUCGAGUCGACGGCAUCCCCCAGGGUAACUACAGCGGCUGGGUCCACCUCGUCAACGUCGUCACACUGACAGACGGAUCCAAAUGGGCCUUGGACGUUGGCUUCGGCGGCGACGGACCCACCGCCCCGAUCCAACUCGUGCACAACCACAUCUCCACGAACCUCGGUAACCAAGAAGUCAGGCUCUGGCGCGAUUGGAUACCGACGCAAUUGCACCGUACCGCGGAGACGAAGCUUUGGAUCUACCAGUACCGCAACGGCGUGGAGCAAGAGUGGAACUCGUUCUAUGCUUUUGGCGAGACGGAGGCUAUGGAGGCGGAUUUCUUCAAUUUGAACUGGUAUACUGGAUCGCAUCCCGAGUCAUUCCAAACGUUUACGUGCAUUAUUGUCAAGUUUUUGAGACGGGAGAAGGGAGAUGGGAGUGGGGAUCAGGAAAUCUAUGGGAAGAGGAUGUUGGUGAAUGGGGUGGUCAAGGAGAAUCUUGGAGGGAAGACGGCGAUUAGGGAGGAUUGUAGGACGGAGGAGGAGAGGGUGCGAUCGCUAGAGGAGUGGUUUGGCAUGAAGCUCACUGAAGAGGAAAGGGCAGGUAUUCGAGGAUGGGGAACAGAGUUGAAGGGAGACGGGAGUGAGGGCGUCAUAGCGAGGCAAGCGCAGUCGAAGGAGGUGUGGGAGAUUAAAAGAGGCAAGGAGUGGCGGCAUCAUUGGUAA
Molecule: messenger RNA, 1152 nt
Organism: Parastagonospora nodorum SN15
Lineage: Eukaryota; Fungi; Ascomycota; Dothideomycetes; Pleosporales; Phaeosphaeriaceae
Exons: 2
Coding region: 1-1152 (383 amino acids)
Molecular function (GO): acetyltransferase activity
Source: RefSeq, a predicted model, not a curated record